AUGGAGUUAAUCAGCUAUAUGUUCCGUGGAAUUUUGUUUGUAGUAUUUAUCACACUCGCCACUUCAGCGCCAUUUCAUCCAAACUUCGAUCAACUGUGGCAAAGAUACAAGGAAGUUUUCAAAAAGGAGUACACUGCUUAUGAAGAAGGGGUCAGACGAUUGAUCUGGGAAAAGAAUGUAGCUAAUAUUCAACUUCACAACAUUGAAGCAGAUUUGCAAACUUAUGGGUUCAAACUUGGAAUCAACCAUUUUACUGACAGAGCUCCUGAAGAGUUUAAUAUGAUGAAUGGUUUGAGAGUAGGCAAUAGAACAAAGCAGCAGACAGUGUUCUUGCCACCUUCCCAUGUAGAGUAUCCUACUGAAGUUGACUGGAGGAAAGAAGGUCUCGUGACUGAAGUAAAAGAUCAGGGCAAAUGUGGAUCCUGUUGGGCAUUUUCAUCAACCGGAUCAUUGGAAGGGCAACAUAAGAAGAAAACUGGAAAAUUAGUGUCUCUCAGCGAACAGAAUUUAGUGGACUGUGCAUCAGCUGAAGGCAAUGCUGGAUGUCAUGGAGGUCUUAUAGAUUUUGCAUUUGCUUAUAUUAAGAAAAAUCACGGCAUUGAUACAGAAGAAUCAUAUCCUUACGUUGGAGUGGAUGAAAAAUGCAUGUUUAAGCCAACCAAUAUAGGAGCAACUUUAACCGGUUGGGUUGAUAUUGAAAAGGAUAAUGAAGAGCAUCUUUUGAAGGCAGUAGCUACAGUUGGACCUGUUUCAGUUGCUAUCAACGCUGAAGGCUAUGGUUUCAUGGAAUAUAAAACUGGUGUCUAUGACGUAAAGGAAUGUGAUCCACAGGGCUUGAACCAUGGAGUGUUGGUUGUCGGAUAUGGAACUGAAAACGGAAAAGAUUACUGGAUUGUUAAAAACAGCUGGGGACCGCAUUGGGGAGAAAAUGGCUACGUAAAAAUGGCAAGAAACAAGAAUCUUUGUGGAAUUGCUGCCUUGGCCAGCUACCCUCUUAUGCUUCGAUUUGCCGUUGCUCUUGCCUUCUUGGCGUUAGCUUAUGCUGCUUCUUUUACUCCAGAGCUGGACCAGCACUGGGAAGAAUUCAAGAAACUUCAUAGUAAAUUAUACGAAGGAAAUGAAGAGUACUCAAGAAGAUUGAUCUGGGAAGCUAAUUUGGCCAAGGUUUUGAAACAUAAUAUUGAAGCUGAUUUGAAACAACACAGCUUCAAACUUGGAGUCAACUUUUUCAGUGAUAUGACAACUGAAGAAGUCAACAGUAAAUUCAAUGGAUAUAAGCCAAACAAGAGAUCACCUUCCACUACAUUCAUCCCCCCUUCUAACAUUGAAAUUCCCGAUGAAGUUGACUGGAGGGAACAAGGCCUCGUGACUGAAGUCAAAAAUCAGGGACAAUGUGGUUCAUGUUGGGCCUUUUCAACAACUGGUUCAGUAGAAGGACAGCAUAAGAAGAAAACUGGAAAAUUGGUUUCUCUCAGCGAACAACAGUUAAUGGAUUGCUCUGGAGACGAAGGGAAUCAAGGCUGCAACGGGGGUCUAAUGGACAACGCAUUUAAAUACAUUAAGAAGAACGGAGGAAUUGAUACCGAAGCAUCUUACCCAUAUGAAGAAGCGGCUGGAACUUGCAGAUUCAAGAAAGAAAAUGUUGGCGCUACUGUUUCAGGAUAUGUUGAUAUUCCAUCUGGAGAUGAAAAGGCUUUACUGCAAGCUGUUGCAACAGUUGGUCCAGUAUCAGUUGCUAUUGAUGCUAGUCAUUUUAGCUUCCAGUUAUACAGUGAUGGCGUUUACGACGAAGAAUCCUGUAGCUCUACUGAGUUGGAUCACGGAGUUUUAGUUAUUGGUUACGGCAGUGAAGAUGGCCAUGAUUACUGGCUCGUCAAAAACAGCUGGGGAGCUAGUUGGGGAAUUCAGGGAUACAUCAAGAUGUCCCGAAACAAGAACAACCAGUGUGGAAUUGCCACCAGUGCAAGCUAUCCUUUGGUUUAAAUUUGGAAUACUGAACUUUUGCUUCAUCAUGGAAAAGUUUCUGUUAGUGUCAUUUAAAGACAUGAAUGUUAUCGUUUGCGCAACAGAAAUGUCUUACCAUUCAACUCUCUAGAACUGUACAAAACAUAUUUAUUAAUAAAAAUAUUCUUGUAAA
This is a messenger RNA of Uloborus diversus, 2137 nucleotides long. RefSeq names its product cathepsin L-like. Gene Ontology annotation, cellular component: lysosome. The record is from RefSeq and is a predicted model, not a curated record. The transcript has 17 exons. NCBI's taxonomy places the organism in Eukaryota, Metazoa, Arthropoda, Arachnida, Araneae, Uloboridae. Bases 1 to 1983 code for a protein of 660 amino acids. Gene Ontology annotation, molecular function: cysteine-type endopeptidase activity.